UAAAUUCGUUACUGGGGUUGUUGUUGCCGAUGAUGACGGCAAUCAAUGCGAAGGUGUGUCGAAAAGAGAUUUUCAUCCAUUUUAUUGGGGGACUGUUGGCAAAAUAAGCUCAAAUUGUGUGGAAAACUUCAACUUGUUCAAAACUUGUACUCAGAUAAGCUAGUUUUGAAAAUUUAUUACAAUAAAGUAUACGAUACUAAAUCGAUUUUUUUAUAGUAAUAUAUUGCUAAGAUGAACCCACGACUUUUGCGACUAGCGAUCAACAAACAGUAUUCCACGAGCUGCAAGUAUUCCUUCAAAAUAUUUUUGAACAUACCUUGACCUGUUUUUAAAUGAAGUUGAAUGCGACUCCUUCUUCUGCCUAUUUCCGGAUUAAAAUUCUAGCUGGAACUUGGUUAAAGAUAUUCUUUGAGCACUUUCAUGGUUAUAAAAGUUCAAGAAACCAUCAUCCAAUCAUCAACAACACUGAACAUCAAUAAGAAGCAAAAAUAGCAUUUUUUCUGCUCAAAACUACAAAACCAUUGUGAAUGGGUUCACUGUUUUGAGAUAGUAAGUAGAAUACAAGUGCCUAGAUAGCCGAAGUGGUAAACGCUGCUGGUUCGAAUCCCGGUCAGUUCAGGAAUUUUACGUAAAGGAAAUUUCUUUAAAUUCCUUGGGCAUAGAAUAUCUUCGUGCCUUACACACGAUACAUACCUAGGGUAAGGGAGGUAUUUUGGACCCCUUUAGGAAGUGGAUGAACAAUUCAGCGAAAAAAGAAAGUUUCCCCUUCAAAAUAUGGAUAAUUUCAGUAGGCAUUACGUAGAGCAACAUGUUUUCUGUCGAAAAAGGCCAAACAGAACUCAAAAUUGUUGUAUUAAAUACAAUAAAUAUCAAAACUCCUGAAGGAUCUCGGGCUUGUAUUUUGGACCACCUGAUUUUAUUUUGGACCAUCAAGUGCACAUAUUUUGGCCCACCAAACUAAACUUCAAUUGAUUGAUGAAAUGAAAGCCACCUCAGCAAAAAUUUAAACAUAGUUAAAACUACGUGAAGUUUACAUCUUUUCUAUUCAUUUUUUAGGCAGGGAACGUUUAAAAAUUACGUAACGGUAAAAAAAGAUGAAAUGUUGUUGCAAUUGCCAGUUUUUACGCUUUGUAGUAUGAUGUUUCAUAAAAAAAUGUUACGCAAAACGUGUAUUUAUUAACUAUUGCAUGACGUCAGUCACCAUGCAUAAAUUACGUAACGCUUUCUAGAAGUGUGAAAGUUUAGUGAUUUUGUUAAAUAUAAAGGCGUUCCACACAUAUUGUAAUGAGUGGAAAGGCCAUCAAAAAUAAAGUAAAUUGAAUGAAACGUAAAUUGUCAAACAUACAUUAGAUAACACAUUGUCUCAGUCAUCAACUGAUUGCCGAGAAGGACAACUUUUCUAAACUAGGUGACUGAACACCUGAAAACUUCAACUUGUUGAAACGUUGUUAAAACACAAAUCAAAUCAAAAUUUUUAACUUGGCGAAAAGUUGUUAGAACAAACCGAACCCACAACAAUCUCAUUGUAAAAUAAACGUUUAACAACCCAGAUCAUGGGAGGUCCCAACUUAUUCUAUUUAUCUGUUUUUAGAGUACAUUAAAUACAUUGGCAUGAAUAUUUUCUCCCUUAAGAAGGAACUGGAGAGAUGGAUCUGACAGGUGGUCCAAAAUAUGUUCACAUCUGAUUAUGUUGAACAUAUUUUGGCCAUAGCUCAAACCUCCAUUUUAGUAAAUAUUAUCGCUCCACCGAGGUUAAGAACAGUUUAUUUUGAGUUCUUACAAUGCCCUAACUACAUUCACAUGAAAUAAAUAUUUAUUUGUUAAAUUUAAUACCUCUUCGAAGCCGACUACAAAUUUGUCACCUUCUUUGUUUUUGGUGCUUUUCCGUGCGUUUCAUUGGAAGUGAAAACAUUUUCUCUAUUUUUAAUACUGAACAGCAUAUUUAACUGACAUCCAAAAUAAAGGCCAUCACAUAGUUGAAUACAUUUCGUGUUCCAAUUAAAAAUUACCAAGAUUUAGUAGAGAUUAUGUGAUAAAUAUCAUAAAACUCCCUAGGUGGGCCAAAAUACCUGCCCGGUCCAAAAUACCUCCACUACCCUACUAUAUGAAAAAUGGCCUUUGGCAGAGGAAGAACUCAGUUACUAACUGUGGAAGUGCUUAUAGAACACUAAGGAGAAAAGCAGUUUUUAAGACUGUGCUUAUCACUGUGCGUUAGGUCAGUGCUUUUAAUCAACAAACAGAAGAAGCAUUUAUUAUAUUAAACACAGACUUUGUGUCUUAGGCAUAGUUGUUACACAGCUAGUUUCGUUUUUACUGAAAUCUCAACUGCUGAGCACUCGGUAAUGAAUUUUUACCAAGAUGCUGAAAAAUUUAAUCGAAUUUCUUUAUUCGAUUUCAACAUCAUUUUUUAUCACCGAAUUUCUUUAUUCGACUCCAACGAAGUUCGGUAAAAGUGACUAACUUAACCGAUUUUUUUCUGGUGAAGCCUGCACACUUGGAAGAAAUCACUUACUUCUGUAAUAUUUUAUCGAAAUCUCAACCGUUAAAUACUUUCACCGGAAAAAAAUCGGUUAAGUUAGUCUUUUUUUGCCGAGCUUCGUUAGAGUCGAAUAAGCGAUAAAGAAAUUCGGUGAAGUUUUACAGAAUUUCGUUAAAAAUCCAUUACCAAACGCUCAGCAGUUGAAUUUACGGUAAAAAUACCGAAAGAGACUAGUUGUUUAGAUUUGAUUGAACAUUUGAGAAGAGGUUCCCUCACUAGGUGGCGCUAGUUACAAAUUUCAAAUAGCUUACAUAAACAUGAUUAGAAUUUCUCAAAAUAUAUUCAGCAAGCUGCCACUUUAUUCUUUUUGGAGAUAUUUCAGUUGAGUUCAUGGCAAUUAAAAACUAACAUUUAUAUAUAGAUAUAUAAUGAAUAUCUGUCUAUCUGACCAUUAAGCCCAUCAGGACUUCCUGGCUUGCUGGAGAAAUACUAAGAAAAAUUUAUUGAAGAAAUAUCUCGAUGAGCCCAUAAAGGAAUACCUUAAGAAAUCCUUGGAAGAAUCUUUAAAGGUAUUCCUAGAGGAAUUCUUGGAGGAGUCCCUGAAUGAAUCGCAGGAGCAUAUAUUUCGGAUAAAGCAAAAACAGCUUAGAAUGAUGCAGGGUAUUGGUUCCCUUAUUAAGCAUGUGGCUCUUAUUUUCAUCUUACCCAAAACAAAGGAUUGAAGUGCUGUUUGUUUUGUUUCUUAUUUUUGUAUUUUUUGUUAGAAGGAAGUACCCAUGAAAACAAAUAGAACGGAAUCAAUCGGUGCCGUAAUCGCUUGUUUUCGUAUAGGAUGAAUAUGGGAGCAUGAGAUUAAUGAUGGCACACAUAUCCUAUCUUAAAAAAUGUCGCUUAACGGUAUUUGUUUUCUUUAAAAAAAAUGGAUUUCAGAAUCACCGAAACCCAAAAAUCUCAAUUUUUUACUGUAAGUUUAUCAACUAGUUGUGUAUCAGUGGUCCAAAUUUGGAAAGUUCGGGCUAUUCUACCCGAAUAACAAAUUGUCAGCUGUUAUAUCUCCGGAUUAAACGAACCGAAUACAAUGGAAUUUUGAGCGUUUAUAACCUAUUUGAUGAGCUAAUGAGCUAUGUAAAACUUCAAAUUCUCAACACAGAAGAAAAUUAUAACGAUUAGAUUAGUUUUGUAAUAUUAUACCAAACUAUCCAAAACAUUAACCUCGUUUCAAAAUUCUAGGUGUUAAUUAUGGUUCAUUUAUAUUCCCUCUACGAAUAUAAAUAUGUUUUAAGGCAAAGCAAUAAAAUGGCUGGCAAUAAAAAGUAUUGGGAUGCAUAUUAAAAAAUAGACCAAUUAACUAAAAAACCAUAAAUCGCUUUUUAACUUUUUUUUUCUUGUAAUACUCUGGCCACACUGUACUGGUCUAAAGACGUUUCUGAAUGAGCGAGUGUGUGAGUGUGAGAGUUACCGUUAAACGAAUAUGCGAUUUUAGAGUGAGUGGAACAGUGUGAUUGCGGGGAAAGGUUCUAGAAGGAUGAAGAGAAAAAUCUCAAACAGUUUGUAUAGAGCUGCCGGCGAAUAAAGGUGAAAAACUUAUUAAAAUCGCGUUAAGUUAUUCCGAAUUUCGAAAGGAGCAUCUGUGGCGGUUAUAUCUUCAGAAGUGGGAUUGCCUUUGCCGUUGCCAGAAGAAGCCGAAAUCAAAAUCGCUCGAAAUAAUAUGGAUGCACAGCGGUUGAGCAAAGCCGAACUUAUUGCGUGGCUCCAGGAUCGCCAUAUUGAGUUUCCGCCUUCUGUUACGGUUCGGCACUUGCGAAUCCUGUUCGAACAAGAGAUGCUGAGACAACAAAGGCACAAUGCGGCUGCGAACGAUCCACAAGAUGGCGGCGAUCAAGAUGACGAGGACGAAGCGGAGAACGAGGAAGAACGGGAGCUGAAUGCUGAGAUUCGGAUCCUACAGAAGCGGAAAUUUGUUGCCGACCUCCGGCGUGAAAUAGCAGCGAUUGAAGCCCAGUUGAACGUAGUGAAUGCAGCCCCAAUCAAGCCACCAGACUUCCGCGACAUCAAGUAUUCCGUUCCGUGUUUCCGAGGUGGCGAAUCGUACGAUGCUGAGAAGUGGAUUGAUGACUUCGAGCAGGCGUGCGAUUCCGUUCAUGGUGAUGACGAUUUCCGACUGAUGUGCGUCCGGCGAUUGAUGGAACCCGGAUACGAAGGCGAAUUGUUCCUCAGAGUCGACCGAUCGAAAACGUAUCAGGAAUUCAAGGACAGCUUUCUGGAAAACUUCAGCCACGUUCAUUCCGUAUCGGAAGUUAUCGACACGAUGAAGAAGACGACAUUCAGCGCUGCAAAGACAACCGUAAUGGGAUACAUUUUGAAAAUGCAGGAAAUUGCAUCUCGAGCGAACAUCGAUGAGAAACAGACGGUGCAACUUAUUGUUGACGGCUUUCGUGAUCGAUCUGCGAACAUUGCAGUGCUCUACCCGGCGACAACCAUCGCACAACUGAAGCAACUGGCUCAUCGAUAUUCGCAGUUGAGGGACAUGUAUUCCGCUCCAUCUUCCACGCAGAUCAGAGUGAAAACCACCGCUAAAACCGCAUCAAAAUCUUCGACCUCGGAUGUUCGCUGUUUCAACUGCUCCGGCGUAGGACAUUUUUCAUCUGCUUGCCCAGAGCCGAAACGGGAGAUUGGAUCCUGUUUCCGAUGCGGUUCAACCCAGCACAAGCUGAAGGAGUGUCCAAAACCGGCUCCUGCUCAUCGUCAACAGAUUGCUUUGGUGGACGACUUCCGUCGCGGAUCCGCACGAAUGGAUGACGAAUUGUCGGAUGCAAGCGGUGGAUCUAUUCCAGAGGUUAACAAGUCCGAUUAAUUUAAUACAGAGAUCGGCAGUCCCAAUUCACUCUAUUCCUACAGAGAAAAAACGUUCCGGUUACAAAGGUGUAGGAGGAUUCCCAUUAUGCACAUACGGAGUAAUCCCUGUCAGCAUAACCUUUCGCAAUCGGACCAAAACUAUUAAAAUGUACGCUGUACCAGACCACUUCAUUUGCCAUCCUAUGCUAUUGGGUCGAGAUUUUCUUAAAAACUUUGGAAUUACGUUGUAUGAUCAUUCAUUUGCCAAUAAUUUUGUCAAACCAAAAGUUGAAUUACAUGACAAAAAUGAAUUGAACAUUUCCGGUGAAGCGUUGCAUUGCAUGUACAAUCUCUUUGAAGAAAAUUCCGAAGUUUAUUCCGAUUCCGAGACUUCCCUACGGUGUUCUAAGUGUCGACAUCUUUUUGCUACGUGUGAGUCUGUAACAAACGAUGUUCCCGUUCCUGACGUUUUCUCUAUUGACAUGACCGACAAUUCUCCUGGAUCAUUUAACAUAAACAGUGAAUUGAGUUCGGACAUCAGGGAAAAGUUCAUAAAAGUUAUUGAGCAGGAUUAUUUAGACAGUUCUAACAUCCCAACUCGGAAGCAUGAAUACGAGAUGAACUUAAAACUGACAUCAGACAUUCCGAUAAGUUUCGCUCCGCGACGAUUGUCAUAUUCCGACAGGAAGGAGGUGGACAACAUUGUAGAUACACUGCUCGCCGAAGGUAUUAUCCGUCCUAGUAAUUCUCCGUACUCUUUUCCUAUUGUACUACGAACAAAAAAGUCUGGUGAGAAACGAUUGUGCGUCGACUACCGAGCCUUGAAUAAAAUUACUGUACGGGACAGUUACCCCAUUCCGUUGAUUGAUGAUUGCUUGGAGCGUCUCGAGGGCAAACAGUAUUUUACUGUGCUGGAUUUGAGGAACGGAUUCCACCAAGUGAAUAUGGCUGCUGACUCCAUUCCAUACACUUCCUUUGUUACUCCAGGCGGUCAGUACGAAUACCAGAAAAUGCCUUUUGGUCUACGGAAUGCCCCUGCGGUAUUCCAGCGUUUCAUCAAUCGUGUUCUUGAACCAUUCAUCAAGGAAGGGUCGGUAGUGGUGUAUUUGGACGAUGUAACUUUGGCUAGUUACACAAUUGAAGAACAUCUGGAUUUACUACGACGUGUUUUGAGGAGGCUGGCCGAGUUCCGGUUGGAAAUUAAGUUUAAGAAGUGUUUAUUUGGUUACACCACGAUAGAUCUAUUGGGAUUUACUGUCAGUGGAAAAGGAAUUCGUCCAAACGGGUCACACUUGGAGGCAAUCAGAUCAAUGGCGCUUCCGAAGGACGCAAAACAGUUAUCGAAAGCUCUUGGUCUGUUCUCGUAUUUUCGUCGGUUUGUCCCUUUCUUCUCGGCUAUCUCCAAACCGUUGAGAGCAUUAACAAGGCCCGAGGCGAAAUUCGAUUUUGAUGAUGAUUGUGUCAAAGCUUUCAAUACGUUACGAAACAGCUUGAUAUCCUCCCCUGUGUUGUCGUUGUAUAGUCCUGAUAGAGAAACGGAGUUGCAUUGCGACGCCAGCGUUGACGGGUUCGGUGGCAUACUGCUGCAAAAGCAGGAUGACGGGAGAUUUCAUCCUGUUGCUUAUUUUUCUCAACGAACAAGUCCUGCGGAGUCUCGUUACCACAGUUUUGAACUGGAAACUUUGGCCAUCAUUUACUCACUCCGCAAGUUCCGGAUCUAUUUGGAGGGAAUUCAGUUUCGAAUCGUGACGGAUUGUAAUUCUGUAACGAUGACAUUGAAUCGAGCCAAUGUAAACCGAAGGGUAGCUCGUUGGGUGAUGGAGUUGGAAAAUUAUCAUUAUACAAUUCAACACAGGAGUGGUAAGUUGAUGAGCCACGUUGAUGCCUUAAGUCGUCUUCCUUCCGUUUCUGUUCAUUCGGCUGAGGAUUCCGGUCAAGUUGUUUCUGUUAUUGAUCCCGAGGACAUAAUGUUUCAGCUUCAAAUAACACAGAA
Messenger RNA from Aedes albopictus (Asian tiger mosquito), 7307 nucleotides. RefSeq lists its product as uncharacterized. The transcript has 2 exons. Gene Ontology annotation, cellular component: cytoplasm. Gene Ontology annotation, biological process: positive regulation of cytoplasmic translation. Gene Ontology annotation, molecular function: translation regulator activity; mRNA binding; zinc ion binding. Lineage: Eukaryota; Metazoa; Arthropoda; Insecta; Diptera; Culicidae. Bases 4188 to 5333 code for a protein of 381 amino acids. The record is from RefSeq and is a predicted model, not a curated record.